AUGGACCAGCACCAGUCCCUUCUCCCAUGUCAUCUACAGGACGAACACAACACUGCAACCGAACCUGCUGGAUACGGCACCGGACACAGUGAAGGAGGCCACGCGCCACAAUUCCGAGAGAUUCCACUCUUCCAGCGUUCAGUCACCUCUUCUGCUUGUGUCAGCUGUACGCCGUACCCGACUGACCCGUUAUGGGGCACCCUGGACCCGGUGGAUACCCGCCAUGCCAAGGGCAAAGCAGUCGUCAGAGGCAAGAGGUGCAGUGCAUCCACUUACUUCCUCUCACCGAGGCAUCUCUUCCCCUGGAUGAGAGAAACUCGGCAUGACCUAAACCAGAGUGCAUCUGACUCCAACGAAUUAGGUGAUUCAGUGUGCAGUCGUAACGAGGCUGGUGGUCUCCCAAGUAGAGGAAGAGAUGGAGGGCGAGACGGAGACAGAGGUAGAGACGGAGGGAGGCGAGCGAGGACGGCGUUCACCAGUACUCAGCUAGUGGAGCUGGAAAAGGAGUUUCACUUCAGCCCCUACCUAUGUCGACCACGCAGGCUGGAGAUGGCUGCGGGCCUGAGGCUCACUGACCGGCAGAUCAAGAUCUGGUUCCAGAACCGACGCAUGAAAUACAAGAAGGAUCAUAAGGAGGACAGAGGGACAGCGACUGAGACACCGUCGCCGUCCCUCUCUACCACCACACACAUGCCAUCCCUCAGCCCAAGGUCCUCUGUUGGAGUUGGGUACUCAGGAUUCAGAAGUGCUUGUCUGGUGAGAGGGAUUCGAUCUCCAAACCUUCUCCUCGUUAAUUAUGAUCGUACCCCUGCGUCGGGUUCUCACAGUAAGGCCAACACCAGUGACUGUUUAUGUGUUACUCCCAUGGACCUUCCCCAGCUCACCACCGGAACUGCGCCUGCCUCUGAUAGUCUGCAGUCAGCCCUUACGGUUGUAGACAGCGGAUGUUUGUGCACAGGUCUCUCCAAACUCGCCCCAGGGCACCUAUCAUCUUAUGUUGACAGUGACAUCAGUGCAUAUUUCAGAUGUAGAGGAUGCCUCUUCGACCUAGAACCCCCUACACUUACUCACCUGUAA
Molecule: messenger RNA, 1077 nt
Organism: Salvelinus namaycush (lake trout)
Lineage: Eukaryota; Metazoa; Chordata; Actinopteri; Salmoniformes; Salmonidae
Product: homeobox protein Hox-C3a-like
Exons: 2
Coding region: 1-1077 (358 amino acids)
Biological process (GO): regulation of transcription by RNA polymerase II
Cellular component (GO): nucleus
Molecular function (GO): RNA polymerase II cis-regulatory region sequence-specific DNA binding; DNA-binding transcription factor activity, RNA polymerase II-specific
Source: RefSeq, a predicted model, not a curated record